Molecule: messenger RNA, 1018 nt
Organism: Lepus europaeus (European hare)
Lineage: Eukaryota; Metazoa; Chordata; Mammalia; Lagomorpha; Leporidae
Gene: RAB40B
Product: RAB40B, member RAS oncogene family
Exons: 6
Coding region: 82-918 (278 amino acids)
Biological process (GO): protein localization to plasma membrane; intracellular signal transduction
Cellular component (GO): synaptic vesicle; endosome; plasma membrane
Molecular function (GO): GTPase activity; GTP binding
Source: RefSeq, a predicted model, not a curated record
UCGGCGGCGCCUCUGGGCCCGGCCGCCGCCGCUGCGCGCAGCCCGCGAGCCGGGCAUGGGCGGGGGUGCCAGGCCGGCACGAUGAGCGCCCUGGGGAGCCCAGUCCGGGCCUAUGACUUCCUGCUCAAGUUCCUGCUGGUGGGCGACAGCGACGUGGGCAAGGGCGAGAUCCUGGCCAGCCUGCAGGACGGCGCGGCCGAGUCCCCGUACGGCCACCCGGCCGGCAUCGACUGCAAGACCACCACCAUCCUGCUGGACGGCCGGCGCGUGAAGCUGCAGCUCUGGGACGCUUCGGGGCAGGGGAGAUUCUGCACCAUCUUCCGCUCCUACUCAAGGGGCGCGCAGGGAGUGAUCCUGGUCUAUGACAUCGCAAACCGCUGGUCUUUCGAUGGCAUCAAUCGAUGGAUUAAGGAGAUUGAUGAGCACGCCCCCGGCGUCCCCAAGAUCCUGGUGGGAAACCGUCUGCACCUGGCCUUCAAGCGCCAGGUGCCCACGGAGCAGGCCCAGGCCUAUGCCGAGCGCCUGGGCGUCACCUUCUUUGAGGUCAGCCCCCUGUGCAACUUCAACAUCACGGAGUCCUUCACGGAGCUGGCCAGGAUCGUGCUGCUGCGGCACGGCAUGGACCGGCUCUGGCGGCCGAGCAAGGUGCUGAGCUUGCAAGACCUGUGCUGCCGCGCGGUGGUGUCCUGCACACCGGUGCACCUGGUGGACAAGCUCCCGCUCCCCAUCGCCUUACGAAGCCACCUGAAGUCAUUCUCCAUGGCCAACGGGCUCAACGCCAGGAUGAUGCACGGCCGCUCCUACUCCCUGGCCGCCAGCGCCGCCCACAAGAGGAAGAGCCUGCGCAAGGCCAAGGUGCUGCGGCCGCCCCAGAGCCCCCCCAGGAACCGCACCAGAAACAGCUGCAAAGUCUCCUAAGGGCGGCACGUCCCCGGGACACCUGCAAGACGGAAGUUUCUGGAGUCAGGAAACACGUGGACCCACUCACGGUUACAACGCUGCUUCGGGAAGCGUGUGG